Triticum turgidum subsp. durum (durum wheat) is the source of this 516-nucleotide messenger RNA. NCBI's taxonomy places the organism in Eukaryota, Viridiplantae, Streptophyta, Magnoliopsida, Poales, Poaceae. The record is from the annotation of a GenBank genome assembly.
AUGCUCGCCGCUGCCGACGCCGCGUCUGCCAGCCGCCCCGCCUCGAGCCAGCCGCCGUUCGGUAAAAACCUAACCUCCACACCCACGCCCCCACCAGUCCCUCCCUCCUCUUCCUCGACCUCCCUCCUAGCUGCCUCCGCCUCCCCUCCGCGGUCGACCUCCUCGUUGCCGGUGAUGCUCCAGCGCCUUGGCCCGGUCGUCUCUGUCUCUUGCCGUGCUCUCUCAUGCUGCUGUGCCUCCUGGACGACGCUCGCGUGCCUCGGAUGCACCCCCUUCUCUCCCGAGCUCCAGAUCCAUGGCUGCAGCGGCGAGCCCCUCUUGAGUCUCAAGUUUCUUGCAGAAGGUCACCACAGGCACUGGGGUCGAUGCAAAGCAUCGGCGAUGGUGUCAUUGUCCUCGCGUGAUUCAUCAGAUCCAACCUCACCCCCGCGCCGGCUUUUGACGGAGCUGCUCACCAAGGAGGACCUCGUCGCCUACGUCGCAUCUGAGUGUAAGCCCAAGGAGAACUGGAGAUGA